UUGUGCAUUGCGAAUGAUACGUCCGCAGUAGAGAAGAGAAAUUAGUAAAUUGUGGGUUAACGAACGUUUAGCGUUCAUGAAAAAAAAAUAACUGACUUCUCUCGGGUAUUGAUGAGUCAAAUAAAAGCCAUUGUUUCUGCGAAAACAACGCAAAUCUCGGCGAGAAUAACAGUUAUCAUUACUGCGCAUAUAUCGACCACAUUGGAUUACGAGUUGCGUCACACGAGCUGUUUUCGUUGAAACGACAUCGAAGGAAAAUGUUUUACGAUUCCAAGUCCAGUAUAAUCUUCACGCUGUCAUUGGUGAUUUCCAUAUUAACUUGUUUCUUCUUCAGCAAAGGGAACGCUUUCAGCGUUGUUCGCUCUAUAAAGCGAAACGGUAUGGGUGACGUUGAUUCAUUUUCCAAUCCCGUCUCGACGUGCAGUCCUGUGGAAUGUUUACGUGUUAUUGGAAGUGCUGGCUGUAAACCUGGUGAUUGCUGUAUUUGUAAAUGUAGCCCCAGUUUUCCGAAUUACAUCGUCCAUAGAGGAACUUGUGUACAGACUGAAUAUGUGGACCCAGCGUGCGAAAUGACCACUUUACCAUCAGACCCCCUGAUGGCUGUGAAGGAUUUUAGUAGGACAGGAGUAGUUUCCUUUGAUGUUAUGAUUGAUCACCCACACCAGUGUCCUGGUAUUGAACUUAAAAGGUGGUAUUAUCAACUGGACACGGCAUUGUGGAAUGAAGGACCAAGCUCAUUCUUUCGAUUAAUUCACGACGGCAGGAGUACAAACAAAUGGGACUUAAAGUGGGAUAAAGGCCUUGAAAGAAAAUAUCAUGGACUUAUACUCAGCUUUGAUUUUCAUUGCGUUGGACAACAAUCAAGACUCGGAUGCUUGUUGGUUAAGUCAAAGGGAAAUUAUAGUCUGGCAGGAUCAUCCUCAAAUCCACCUUCCACAGUUGGACCUAGUCACGUCACGAUGGUAACAGAAAGGAAAGAUAAACCAACUGGUGGUUCACCUGGAAUAAAGGGAGGUGUGGAUAACGGAGUUCGUGAAGAAAAUUUCACUGGGCAGGACAGAGGAGUAGCAGGAAAGAAUUACAGUGUGGUCGUAAUUGGUGUGAGCUUGUCAAUAGUGAUGGGAAUUGCUCUUAUUUGUGUUGUAAUGCUGAGAAAUGGAGGCCCCCUGUGGUUAAAACUUCAACGGCGUCCAAAAGAGCCACCUUAUCAGGAGCCAAGGAAACCAGUAGCUGUAGGCAUAAGACCGAUGCGUACCUCCGUCCAUAACGAGUUUUACGAUGCUGGCUGUGUCCUUUCCAUCGACGGACAAACUGCUGAAGCACCAAAAAGAGGAUCGCGUCUGGGGCCUCUGCCUCCCUUACCUCAUACAAAGGGGGAACCCAUAUAUGAAGAGCCAGUGAUGGUAAGAAAUGUUGGUUACCACGGAUUAUCGAAGGAAAACAAACCAUCUGUCGCGCCGAUCCAGCCAGAACCAGUCCACACGGAGCCAAUUCACUGCAAGCCAAUCCAUAGCUUGUCAAUCCAUGGCAAACCAAACCAAACCGAGGCUAUCGUUACUGAGAACCCAGGCCCUUUCUAUAACACUCUUGAGGAACUCUCAGACACAGACGAUUAUGACGACACGACUGAGUGCCAUUGCACGGAGUUGUGAAGAUCAUAAAAAAUUGCACCUGCUUCCAUACCUUUGUAACGACAGACAGUAAACAUGAUCGAGCCCUCUCGAUUCCGUGUUAACAUGCUAUUUGAUCUUAUACCAUUUCGUGUAUCGUCAACCGAAAUGACGAUAUCGGUAGCUUACAGAGCUUUUCAAUCACCAGAUCUGACGUAAAGUACCAAGGUCAUUCCAGCAGUUGUAAUGUGGAAGCGUCAAAAGUCAGCUCUGCGCAUAUGAAUUGUAUUCUCCCGUAUGUUUAGGAAGCUUAAUUUUUCUAGAAAUAGAUAGUUUGUAGCAUUCUGAUCCUAAUUAGCCCAAACGACUCUGUCCGUCACAGUUGAAAUUACGCGGAAUUCUAGAUCUUUUUUCUGUUUUAAAUUUCCCCUUAGCUAAAGACUGAUAUGUUAGCCUUUGGAAACAGAAGGCUGGUUAAGAAAUCAUGUCAGGGUGAGUUUGAAUUUUAGCAUAAAAUGACGUGAUCGCAGGACUCUAGCUCAAGGAAUUGGUUAAAGAAUAUUUUUUUUUCAUGCGAGUUCUGCAUAAAAAAUAAAAUUGAUUGCGCGUAACUAGCGAUAAUAUGUGUAUUUUUCCUUUUUUUUUUCUUUUUUUUCCUUUUUUUUUCUUUUUUUUUUUAUGAGCGUGCAGUUGUAAUAGUAGCCACACAACCAGACAUAACCAAUUGGGACCCUUUUCUUGAACAACGCCUUUAAGGUUUUUAACCCCUCUCCCCAUCCAAUAUUGUUAAUUGCCAUUCUUUCUAUGCCAUCUUGCAGACCAACAGUGAGCAGCAAUGACCAACAUUGGGAGGGACAGGGGAGGCUGUAGGUGUCCCAGCAAAUGUGUCUGGGAGUGUAGUUAUGUUGCCAAUAGACUUGACGUACUCCUGAAAAAACGUACCCUGAUUAAUGCGAGCACUGACCAAAUUUUUAGUAUAAGCUUAUUAAUUUAAGAGCAUGGAAAUUUUGUGGGAAGUUGUUUGUUUGUUUGUUUGUUUGUUUGUUUUUUUUUCAUUGCGUAUUGGCGAUUUUUCUUUUUAUCAAGCAGCCAAAAAUUAACGAGGAAAUGAAUUUUCAAGCAUCUUGAGUUAUACAGGGGAAUGCUGUACCAGAAAUUAUUCAUAGAUGGAUCUAGGGUGCGUUCAAAGAUAUCAAAUGCGAAUGGUGACUUCGUAUCCUGGUGGAGUUUUUAACUUGACAGAAAAUGGUAAAUUUUUUCAGCAUUUACUUUGAAAGGAUUUUGCGGAUCAAAAGCAAUAUGAAAAAUAAUUGCAAAAAAAUAGAAAACCUCCAGAAUUUUCAUACUAUCAGUACAGAAAACUUGUUGAUAGACUCAAAUUUAAAUUUAUUAAUUCAAAUUUACCUUACUGAUUCGACAUCUACAAGUUGGUUAAGAUCGAUAGCUCACCUCUAUCAUUACGUAAAAUCUCCCAAUCCGACAAUUCGUACACGUGAAAGAUAAAACAGGUAUAAAAAGUGUUUUAGUUAUGGUGUGAAUGGAGUAUUAAAGUGAAAGUAGAAAAGCCGUCUUUUUUUUAAAUCAAGAAAACCCUAUCAUCAAUUUAUCCCUCUCGGAUAAGUUAAAUAAUAAAUUACAACAAGAGAGUAAAAGGUUACUCUUGCCUGAAAUGUAUAUAUUGAUUUGAAUAAAUAUUGACAGAAUGUA
Molecule: messenger RNA, 3317 nt
Organism: Stylophora pistillata
Lineage: Eukaryota; Metazoa; Cnidaria; Anthozoa; Scleractinia; Pocilloporidae
Product: putative skeletal organic matrix protein 3
Source: RefSeq, a predicted model, not a curated record